CUCCCUCCGUCCCUCCCUUCCCCGCUCCUCCUCCUCCACCUCUUCCUCCUCGGUCCGUAGGUCCGUACGUCCGUCCGUCCCUCCGCCCCUCAGAGACGGCCCUUCAGCCGGUGUGUGGCCGAAGGCGCCUGGCGGCCGAUGGCGACUCUGGGCGGCGGGCCUUGUUGACGCUGCCCAGCCUUUGCUGGGGCCUCGCCGGCCCUGCCUUGCUUGGAUAAACAUGACAUCCUUUCAAGAAGUCCCAUUGUCAAGCACUCUUCAGACUUCCAACUUUGCACAUGUCAUCUUUCAAAAUGUGGCCAAGAGUUACCUUCCGAAUGCCCACCUGGAAUGUCAUUACACUUUGACCCAGUACAUCCGUCCACACCCAAAGGACUGGGUUGGCAUUUUUAAGGUUGGUUGGAGUACUGCUCGAGAUUAUUAUACAUUUUUAUGGUCUCCAAUGCCUGAACAUUAUGUGGAAGGAUCAACAGUCAAUUGUUUAUUGUCCUUUCAAGGGUAUUACCUUCCAAAUGAUGAUGGAGAAUUUUAUCAGUUCUGUUAUGUUACCCAUAAGGGUGAGAUUCGAGGAGCAAGUACACCCUUCCAAUUUCGAGCAUCUUCUCCAGUUGAGGAACUGCUGACUAUGGAAGAUGAAGGAAAUUCUGACAUGUUGGUGGUUACUACAAAAGCUGGCCUGCUUGAGUUCAAAAUUGAGAAAACAAUGAAAGAAAAAGAAGAGCUGCUAAAGGUGACUAGUGUCCUGGAGAAGGAGACUUUGCAGCUCAGAGAAGAGGUUGGAAGACUGGAAAAGGAGCUUAGCAGUGAAAAGGAGAGAGGCAACCAGCUGCAAGAGGAAAACAAGGGUCUUGUUGAGGCAUCACAAAAUCUAAAAAUGGAAAAUGAAGAGCUUAAGAAAAAACACAGUGAAGCAACUUCCAAAGUUCUCCAGCUAGAGGAAGAUCUUGUGAUGGUGACCCAGAGAGCAAUUACAAAGGAGACUGAGUUGGACAGUUUGAAAGACAAACUCAAGAAAGGAACACUCGAAAAAGAGCAACUGGAAUGUCAGUUGAAGACCGAAAAGGAUGAGAAGGAACUUUAUAAGGUCCACCUGAAGAACACAGAGAUUGAGAAUACUAAGCUCAUCACUGAGGUGCAGACUCUGAAGAAUUUGGAUGGGAACAAGGAAAGUGUGAUCGCCCAUUACAAAGAGGAGGUGGGCCGGCUGCAGCUCUGCGUGGCGGAGAAGGAGAACCUGCAGAGGGCCUUCCUGCUGGCAGCCCCAAGCAAAGAAGAUGCUGCAUAUCUAAAAGAGCAACUUCGCAAAGCGGAGGAGCAGGUCCAAGCUACUCGACAAGAAGCUGUGUUUCUGGCCAAAGAGCUGAGUGAUGCAGUCAAUGUGAGGGAUCAGACCAUGGCUGAUCUCCAUAGUGCCCGGCUAGAAAACGAGCAAGUCAAAAAACAGCUGGCAGAGGCCAUGGCCGAGCUGAGAGUUGCUGUUGUGAAAAAGCAACAGGAGAAGACAGAUCUAGUUGAGCAGGAGCUGCGCAGAGAGGUGGAAGACUUGAAGCUUCGCCUGCAGAUGGCUGCAGACCAUUACCGGGAGAAAUUCAGGGAGUGCCAGAGGCUUCAGAAGCAAGUGACCCGGCUGUCCGAGCAGGCUAAAACUGGGAACCAACAGAAAGUGACGGAUGCCUCAAGCAACACAGAGACAGCGGCUAGCUCUCCUUUUGACAUCAAACUGGCAGCUGCUACAGUUGGACAUGCUGCGUCUGAGAUGAUUUCUGAGGUGGUGACAAAGGGCCAAGUUUGUGAAAUGACCAAAGAAAUUGCUGAGAAGACAGAAAAGUACAAGAAAUGUAAACAACUGCUCUUGGAUGAGAGGGCCAGAUGUAGCAGCUAUGCUGACGAGCUGGCCAGAUUGGAGCUGAAGUGGAAGGAGCAGGUGAAAAUCAGUGAGGAAGCAAAGCUGCGCCUGGCGGAGGUGGAGGACCAGUAUCAGGUUCAGUUGUUGCAGAAAGAACAAGAAAUAAAUGAUCAGACCUUACAUUUGGAAAGUCUUAUGAGGGAGAAGGAGGAGAAGGAGCUUAAAAGGAGACUUGAAAGUCAAGCCGAGAGAGUCACGGAAGGUCAGAGUGCCCAGCAGUCCCAAGUGAGCGGCACUUCCACAGAGCACAGUGGUCCUGUGCCUUCAGUGCCAAAUAGGAGACCAGUGCUGCAGUUUGGAAAUCCCUAUGCAGCCCAGGACAUAAGAGAUGGAGCAGAUGGCGCUUUUUAUCCAGAUGAAAUCCAAAGGCCACCUGUCAGAAUGUUCUUGUGGGAAUUGGAAGACAACGUAGUCUGUAGCCAGCCUGCUCGCAAUCUUAGUCGGCCUGAUGGUUUAGAAGACCCUGAAGAUAGCAAUGAUGAUGAUGAGAAUGCCCUGACUGCUGCAGAACCUCCAAGCCAGCCUUUACAUGCUCACGGGACGGGCUUUUGCUUUGAUUCCAGCUUUGAUGUUCACAAGAAGUGUCCCCUCUGUGAAUUAAUGUUCCCUCCCAACUACGAUCAGAGCAAGUUUGAAGAGCAUGUCGAAAGCCACUGGAAGGUGUGCCCCAUGUGCAGUGAGCAGUUCCCUCCCGACUAUGACCAGCAGGGCUUUGAAAGGCAUGUUCAGACCCAUUUUGAUCAGAAUGUUUUAAAUUUUGACUAGAAUGUCACUUUUUAUUAUGCAUUAUUCCAGUUUACCAUUCAAAAAAAGAUCACAUCCAAUAGCUAAACCAUAUCCGAUAAAGUAUCUACUGCAGUUUUCUGACUACUUACAUUAUAUGUUACCUGUGUACAAUGCAGUAGAAUUAGGGUCAGGAUCAAUAUCUGGCUUAUCAGCAGAUAGCAAUUUAACCUGUUUCUCUCACCUGCUUUAAGAAAAGAAAGAAGUUCUUUGUGUGUAUGUAUCUUUAUUUAUUCCCCGAUUGUGAACACUGUAUCAUUAAAGGAUACAGGGAUUAUUUUAAUGUGACAACAGAAAAAAUUAUAUGGUGGUGGGUGACUUAGCCAACUGAUAACAAGCUUCUAUCAAAUAGGUGAUUGAGCAUGACUAAAUAUUAUGUAAUAAAAAGUAUUUCUGAUAGCAGUCUUGUGGAGUAAUUCCUUGGGUAACUUUCAGAAGAUGUUAUAAUUUAUUCUGUGAACAUAUAGUUUUUUAAUCCUCUUUAGUAAAGAAGUUUAGAUGCAUGUAUGAUGAGAUUACCUGCUUGCAACAUAGCAAAUACCUCUUGUACAUGUGAAAUGUUUGCCUUAGGAAUUAAUCUAAGAAAGCACAUUUUGCUUUAAUCCAGUAUUUUUAUGAAUUAAAAAUAUUAUAAUUAGGUUUAUCUGGAUGAUUAUUUUUAAAUCAGCUUACGGUUGUAUUUAUAGCUAAUGGAAAAGUGGUCUUGGCAGAGCUCCAUGGUGCAAGUGAAGAAACCUCUGCACCAAGCUCUCUGCUCAAGGCCCUGGGCUUCUUGGCCCACGCUGGCAGGGGGUGGUUUUGUGCAUUUUGCACAGUUUUCCUGUAGAGCAUAAUUUUAAGAAUUAAGUUUCUAAUUAAGCAAUUAAAAAUGUGACAGACACACCAAAAUCAAGGUCAUGUGUUUCUUUAGUUAAAAUUUGUUUCUGACUGUAUAGUGCUCAUUACAUUAAAGUUAAACCCAUAUUGGA
This is a messenger RNA of Phascolarctos cinereus (koala), 3657 nucleotides long. RefSeq names its product Tax1 binding protein 1 (gene TAX1BP1). The record is from RefSeq and is a predicted model, not a curated record. Gene Ontology annotation, biological process: negative regulation of apoptotic process. NCBI's taxonomy places the organism in Eukaryota, Metazoa, Chordata, Mammalia, Diprotodontia, Phascolarctidae.